This is a messenger RNA of Conger conger (European conger), 1212 nucleotides long. RefSeq names its product ovarian cancer G-protein coupled receptor 1-like. The transcript has a single exon. Lineage: Eukaryota; Metazoa; Chordata; Actinopteri; Anguilliformes; Congridae. Gene Ontology annotation, biological process: G protein-coupled receptor signaling pathway. The record is from RefSeq and is a predicted model, not a curated record. The coding region runs from base 1 to 951 and encodes 316 amino acids. Gene Ontology annotation, molecular function: G protein-coupled receptor activity. Gene Ontology annotation, cellular component: membrane.
AUGGACCCAUCGCACAACCUCACAAACGGCUCUAUUUCAGGCUCUUGCACGACAGAAGAUCUUGUGGACAUCUGCAUGUAUCCUUCAGCCUACUCAAUAUUCUUCAUCAUCGGGUUCCCGGCCAACUGCCUCUCUUUUUAUGUGGCGUUGGUCCUGGCACGGAAAGGGAAUAACCUGGCUGUGUAUCUGGUGAAUCUGUCCUUUUCAGACCUCCUGUACACCAUCACCCUGCCAGUGUGGAUUCAGCUAGCGCUAGGCUACCCCGUCAGCGACACCCUCUGCAGCCUCAUAACCGUCAUCAUGAACAACAGCUUCUACGUCGGCACCUCUUUUCUCUGCUGCAUCUCCGUGGAUCGGUACCUGGCGGUGGUCUUCCCGUUACACUACCCAGGUGCCCACACGGUGCAGGUAGCCAGCGCUGUGAGCGCCCUGGUGUGGUGCAUGGAGCUGGGCCUGCAUGCGGUCCUCCUGCACCACCAGGGGGCGCUGCGCUCCUUCUCGGCUCUCCGCCUGUGCGAGGAGAAGAUGCCUUUGAGGCCCGUGGACUCCUGCGUGGCUCUGGUGCGUGUCACUCUCAGUUUCCUCUUGCCUCUUCUCCUCAUGACGUUCUGCUUUCUGAAAAUCUUCCUGGCAGUCCAGGGCAGCACGUUCACACAGGAGAGCGAUAGGAGGAAGAUCCAAUUCCUGCUGCUCCUCCUCCUCCUCACCUACACGAUAGCCUUCGCCCCGUUCCAGACCGUCAUGUUCCUCAGGGGUAUCUGGGAAACCGAUAUGUGCAGCUUCGCUCUGCGCAUGAGGGACGCCUACAUGGUAACUUUUGCCACCACGACCAUCAACAGCGUGGUGGAUCCCAUCCUCUACUGCCUCUGGAGUGAAGCUGCCAAGGUGGAGAUGAUCCUGCUGGUGCAGGGGUCCUGGAGAAGGUUUAGAAGGAUCCUGGCUUUGCAGUGAAAGAGCACUUCCUCCAUUUCAUAGCCAUGGGAGAGUGACUCGCCAAGGAACUCACGCCUCACUCGUCAUUAGACUGAGAUAUGGUUCAUUACUAUUCUUUAUCCAUACACACUGUUUGCAUUCUUCUUCUCCAAUGGCAUCCCGUUCAUAUUUGUCUUCUUGACUAAAACAAAUCCUUUCUGUGGAAUAUGAAAUCUACUGCAUCAGCAUAAGAUGAAUGUUAGCAAACCUGUGGGUAGAAAAUGUAUUAUAGAAUUAUUG